AUGGUAUGUUAUAGGGAGAGGAGUCUUCGCAACCCAGAAUAUCCCUAUAAGUUACUCGGCAAGUACAAACCACGUCAAGCUGUUUUCUCCUUGUACGAAAAUCUGCUCUUCCAAUGCGUGUCAUUGACAAGCUACCCCAACAGCUACUGGCCAUCACCAACCGGCCGCACCACGACUCAAGCGAUUGCUCUCGGGCUCGGCAGCAUGUUCAACCACUCGACACUCCAGCAGAACAUUGGGUGGAAGCGAAACACCCAAACUGGCGUGAUCGUGUACAGUGCGCUCCGAGACAUCAAAAGCGGAGAGGAAUUGUGCAUUUCGUAUGGAAAUGCAAGGCUCUGGUUCCCUGACGCUGACGCUGACGCGAAUGCAAAGGCGGCCCGGUGUAAUGGGGCCAUGGAAGACGGAGCCGGCGAACCCCCCACAGAGAUGGAAUUGAGCGGGCUUGGUAAAAUGGAGCUGUAG
This is a messenger RNA of Exophiala aquamarina CBS 119918, 465 nucleotides long. RefSeq lists its product as uncharacterized. The record is from RefSeq and is a predicted model, not a curated record. The transcript has 2 exons. NCBI's taxonomy places the organism in Eukaryota, Fungi, Ascomycota, Eurotiomycetes, Chaetothyriales, Herpotrichiellaceae. Bases 1 to 465 code for a protein of 154 amino acids. Gene Ontology annotation, molecular function: protein binding.